AAAAUUAUUUUUUUGAUGUAUAUAAACUAGGCCUCAAUUGAUGUUAUCCUUUUAUUAGAAUAGUGAUAGUGUUAUAUGAAAAAGCACAACGUCUAAAGUUAUGAGACAGUUAUCAUCUAUUUAAAUCACAUUUUAAAAUAUAUUAUAAAAUUUCAGAAACUAUAAAAUUGUCCUGGCUUUGUUAUAAAAAGAACAGUUGUAUUUCCAUUUGAUGAAAUUGUCUGAUAACUAGCAGCUGGUAUUUUUUAUUUUAAGUUAACACAGUUUAAGAGUAGCUUCUUAAUUAAAUUAAUACAAUGUUGUAGUUUUAAAAUACAGAGGCUUCCUUGGUUUAUCUACCGUAUAUUUUGUAAUACACCUUUCUAUCUAAAGUUUAGCUAAGUAAUAACUUGGAUAUAAUAGUUUAUUUUUGCAAAUUCUAUGCUUCCUGCUGCACUGGUAAAAUCCAGAUGCAAUCCUAGAAGUUGAUUUCAUAUACAAUCACUGUGAUUUUACUUCAGCUCCUGUUACGUAUUAACUUUUAAAAGCAGGUGUUUGGGCUUGCUUGGAAGAAAGGUAGGCAUUUUAACAAGUUACAGUGUCUACGCAUGCAGUCCUGUUAAAUGAUGGCUAUAGUACAGUGAACAAGUUUAUAUUCUUUCCUCCUCCUUCCCGAUUUCUUAAUUUUUUAAAAAAAAAUAAGAUAUAGUCAUUUUAGUGAGAGAGAACUCCACUGAACUCACCUGGGCCAAUUUUUUGAGUAGAAAUGUAAGGGAUCCAUUUGUGGUACAUUGUGAUUAGCCUUUUGUUUUUAAACUACCGUCUUGAACAUAGUUGGAACUGAAUUGUGCUGAAUUCAUAGGAAUUUAAAUCUUACUUUAUUCAAUCAUAAAUAUUGAUAAACUUACAGAUCUAUUUUAGAAUAUCCUUUUUACCUAAUAUUGACUUACAGAUACAUUUUUAAUACAGCAUUUAAAACAUACAGUCAUUGUAUUUUACUAUUUAUUGGCCUAGAAAAAGUAAUAGUUUUAAAACACUAUUAUUCUCCUCUGGUGUUCUAUUUAUAUAACUUGCUUCAUAUUUAUUUAUUUAUUAAAUUAGUAUGCCAUCCAUCUCACUCUGAACAGUGAUUCUAUGUGCCUUAACACAUUAUUUUUCCUGCUUGAUUCUUGGAGUUGAAGAACGCUGCAUUUUUUUUUAAAAAAAAUCCUUGUUACACUGUUCAUCCCUAUAUGAUAUGCUUCUCCCCCACCCCAAAAAUUUCUGAAUACUUUGCUUAAUGAGUGAAAUAGGCUGAAAUUCCUUAAAUGUGCUUAUUUUCCUUGUGCUCCAAAGCAUCAGAUUAAAUCUUUCUCUAUAUAUAAACUCAGUUAAAAUGUAAAGAAAAUUAUGAAGCAUGCAAAUUCAAUUGAUUGCUUUUAUAAAUCAGCAAUUUUAUAUGUAUUAGCAUCCUUAACUUCACACUACUUUUUGAAUUUGUUGUAUUACUGUUUUAUUUCAACAAUACAGGUAUUGCAGCCUCUGUACUUCCAGAAUGCUCACUUUACAGCAUUAUACACUAAAACAAUAUUUUCUUUUUACUAAUUUCAUAAAUCAUGAAUAAGCUUUCUACUAUAACUAUUCUUUUAACAAGAAUGUAUCAAUUGUGUGGAUAUUGUAAUUAAAAUUUAAAUUUAAAAGGAGCACAAAAAUUUUGAGCAGUGGUGCUCAAACCCCACCCCCAAGGAAAUAAGAACCCUUGCUAAAAUUGAUUUGAUAGUUCACUUGUUUGUUUUUAUAAAAUUGUAUGUAAAGUUUUUUGUUUGUUUGUUUACAUUUAUAUCCCGCCCUUCUCCGAAGACUCAGGGCAGCUUACAGUGUAUAAGGCAAUAGUCUCAUUCUAUUUGUAUAUUUUUUUUACAAAGUCAACUUAUUGCCCCCCCAACAAUCUGGGUCCUCAUUUUACCUACCUUAUAAAGGAUGGAAGGCUGAGUCAAACUUGGGCCGGGCUUGAACCUGCAGUAAUUGCAGGCUACUGUGUUCUAAUAACAGGCUUCUUAACAGCCUGAGCUAUCCCGGCCCCUGGAAGUACUGGAAAAAAUUAGGAGAGGUUGUUAAAAAACAUAAAUAUUAAGCAUUAUUUCUGCUUUACUACUAAAAUUGUUUUUUCACAAAUUUAUAGAAAUUCUAUUUUUAUAUAUAUUGUAAAUUCAGUACCUUAAUUUCCCCGCUCUCUCACUAGAAUAUAUUAAUAAUGCUUUUUGUCAUAUCUGUUUCAAGUUUAUAUUGCAUAUUUUCAGUAUUAUAGUUUUUAGAUCUCUAAUGAUGUAUCAGUGUUUUCCCUUGAAUAAAAAGUUUAGUGUAUAGAAUGUGUGCCAGUAAAAACAAAUUGUAUACAUGACAAUUUGAAUUCCAGGUCAUGUAUAUUUAAUAGCAGCCUGCAUAGUAAAGAUCCCAUGCUGAAUUACUUAUUGGAAUUGAUAAUUUAUCAUAUAUCGUAUAUCAACUAUGUUCCUUUGAAACCUUGUAUGAUGAUUAACAUGCUUUCCUGGAAGAAAAAGCAAAUGAAGUUGUGAAGCAUGAAAAAUUCCAACUACUGCCUUCCUUCAUACACUGCUUAUAAAAAUUAUGACUACUCAGAACCAGGAAGACACAAUGAACAGCCCGGUCUUUGUGGUCUAAGUAAUUUGGGAAAUACAUGUUUCAUGAAUUCAGCAAUUCAAUGUCUCAGCAAUACACCUCCACUCACAGAAUAUUUUCUUAAUGAUAAAUAUCAAGAGGAACUAAACUAUGACAAUCCAUUAGGAAUGAGAGGAGAAAUUGCAAAAUCUUAUGCAGAGCUCAUCAAGCAGAUGUGGUCAGGAAAAUACAGCUAUGUCACUCCAAGAGCUUUUAAAACACAGGUAGGACGAUUUGCACCCCAGUUUUCAGGAUAUCAGCAACAAGACUGCCAAGAAUUGCUGGCAUUUCUUUUAGAUGGUUUGCAUGAGGAUUUGAAUCGUAUUAGAAAAAAGCCUUAUAUUCAGCUAAAAGAUGCUGAUGGAAGACCAGAUAAGGUGGUUGCUGAAGAAGCUUGGGAGAACCAUUUGAAACGAAAUGAUUCCAUCAUUGUAGAUAUAUUUCAUGGACUUUUUAAAUCAACCCUAGUUUGUCCUGAAUGUGCCAAGAUUUCUGUAACAUUCGAUCCCUUUUGUUAUUUAACUCUUCCUCUACCGAUGAAAAAAGAACGCAGUUUGGAAGUUUAUUUAGUUAGACUUGAUCCACUUUCCAAACCCAUGCAGUACAAAGUAGUAGUACCAAAAAUUGGAAAUAUACAAGAUCUCUGCAUUGCAUUAUCAACUUUGUCAGGUGUUGCUGCAGAUAAGAUGAUCGUUACUGAUAUAUAUAAUCAUAGGUUUCAUAGAAUAUUUGCAAUGGAUGAAAAUCUAACCAGUAUUAUGGAACGUGAUGACAUUUACGUAUUUGAAAUUGCCAUCAACAGAACUGAAGAUACAGAGCAAGUUGUAAUUCCAGUUUGUUUGAGGGAAAAGUUUCGUCAUAGUGGUUAUAGCCAUCAUAGUGGUUCAACACAUUUUGGACAACCUUUCCUUAUAGCAGUGCCUAGAAAUAACACAGAAGAUAAACUGUAUAACCUUCUGCUAUUAAGAAUGUGUCGAUAUGUGAAAACCUCUGCUGAAACAGAAGACACUGAAGCAUCUCUCCAGUGCUGCAAGGAUAAUAGUAUCAAUGGUAAUGGUCCAAAUGGAAUUCAUGAAGAAGGAUCUCCAAGUGAAAUGGAAACUGAUGAACAAGAUGAUGAAUCUAGCCAAGAUCAAGAACUACCAUCUGAAAAUGAAAACAGUCAGUCAGAAGAUUCUGUGGGAGGUGAUAAUGAUUCUGAAAAUGGAUUAUGCACAGAGGAUUCCUGCAAGGAUCAACUUAUAGGGCACAAAAAACGAUUGUUCACAUUCCAGUUCAACAGCUUAGGCAAUACAGACAUCAAUUACGUCAAAGAUGAUACCAGACAUAUACGAUUUGAUGAUAGACAACUUAGACUAGAUGAAAGAUCUUUCUUGGCUUUGGAUUGGGAUCCUGAAUUCAAGAAGAGAUACUUUGAUGAAAAUGCUGCUGAGGAUUUUGAAAAACAUGAAAGUGUGGAAUAUAGACCUCCAAAAAAACCAUUUGUGAAGUUAAAAGAUUGUAUUGAGUUAUUUACAACUAAGGAAAAGUUGGGUGCUGAAGAUCCAUGGUAUUGCCCAAACUGUAAAGAACAUCAGCAAGCUACCAAGAAACUAGAUUUGUGGUCACUACCGCCAGUACUGGUGGUGCAUCUAAAACGUUUUUCUUAUAGCAGAUACAUGAGAGAUAAAUUGGAUACAUUGGUUGACUUCCCAAUAAAUGAUUUGGAUAUGUCGGAAUUCCUAAUUAAUCCAAAUGCUGGACCUUGUCGCUAUAAUUUGAUUGCAGUGUCAAAUCAUUAUGGAGGCAUGGGAGGAGGGCAUUAUACUGCUUUCGCAAAAAAUAAAGAUGAUGGGAAGUGGUACUAUUUUGAUGAUAGCAGUGUGUCGACUGCAUCUGAAGAACAAAUUGUGUCCAAAGCAGCUUAUGUGCUCUUCUAUCAGAGACAAGACACAAUCAGUGGAACUGGUUUUUUCCCUCUUGAUCGGGAAACUAAACAAGGUGCUUCUGCUGCUACAGGCAUUCCAUUAGAGAGUGAUGAAGACAGUAAUGAGAAUGACAAUGAUAUAGAGAAUGAAAAUUGUAUGCACACUAAUUAAUCGAAGAACUAGAAGCCAUACAGAGAAGAACUUCCUGAUGGGAGCUCUCGGUUUAAAAAAUGAAAUUAUCCACCAAAUUAAAAAUAAAAUCUGAGAUGGGAAAUUUCAGAUGACAGAAUGUAAAUCCUUGUUACAUUUUAACUUGUGCAGUACCUGAAGUGAAACACAAUGAAAACAUUAGAAUUUGUCUCCAAUAUCUUUGCAAUCUUGUAUUUACAAGCUAUAUAGGAAAUCAAAAUAAAUCCCUUUACAAUUUCUGCUGCAAUCUGGAUGAAUUACAGUUUCUUUGUUUUGGAUGCAAAUUAAUAUUGACAAUUUGUGGAUUUGUUUUUUUUUCUCUCAAUACCCCAAGAAUAUUACUGCAAAACCUCCGUUUUUCAAUGGAUAUGUCCUUAGACCAGUAACAAAAACAUUGACUAGUAUAUUCAACUCAAUGCAGCAACAUUCUUGGAAUGUCAGAUUUUCAAGUGUCUCCCUCAAAUAUUGAUUAAAAAGAAACUUAAUCAUGAUAAAAUGACUUGGAAAAGGUGUUUUAACCUUUUGUAAUAAAAGUAAUCUUCCAGAAUAUUAUGUUCAUCUUACUGCUGCUGUGGAACAGGUUCUGGAUUUCAUGCUGCAUUAAGGAAUUGAAUUUUUCAAUUAAAUGUAAGUAUCCCUCAUUGCUUGUUGGAUCUACUUUGUAAACAUAAUCCCUGUUAUCUUGUUUAUAAGAUGUGCGUAACUUUAAUCUGGUGUCAGUCCAAAAAUUUUGACUGUGCUGUAAGUCCCUCUUCCUCCCAAUUUUUAGUAGUUUGACAGUUUACAAACUACAUACAGUGUAAUAGGUUCCAAUUUUUAAUAGUAUACUGUAUUCAUAGUAAUGACUGUGCAUCAAGCUUAGAUGACUUUUCCAUAUAACUUGCCUUCAAAUUUGUUAAUGGGCAACUGGUUCAAAGGUAGGUCUGCUAAUUUUUCAUGUGCGUUCUUGGUGGAUUCACCAUAGCCUUACAUCUUAUCUCAAAAGGUAACUUUACUUAAUAUAGAAAAAUUGGCAUUUGCAUGUUCAAGAGUCAGAACCUGUACAAUAAGUAGAUAAAGUAUACAUACCUUGAAUUGGGUUUAAUUGUGUUGAAGGAGUAUGGGAUGCCAAAAAUAAGUGUGACCGUUUGAAAUGUUUUUGUUUGCCACUUUCCUUUGAUAGUUGAAGAAAAGUAUUGUUGAUUCAUAUACAAUACUGUCUUUGAUAGAAACUCUCUUAAGUGUGGAGGCACACUUCACAUAUCUACUACCUAAGGUCCCACCAUUGUUAAAGCAAAAAGUAUGAUCUUCACUUGAACUAAGCAAAUACAAUAGGUUAUAAAUUGUGUAUUGUAAAUAAAGUUCACUCUGUGAGUGCACAUUUUGGUAAAUUAUUUAUUUAUGUUAGCAUUUAAAAGUUUAAAAUUGCAUUUGACCAGGAUAAAAUUAGGUUUGUGGACAUGGCUUUGCUUUAUACUUUGAUAUUAAAAGCUGGUGUUUAAUCCUGGUAUUUUAAAGCUGCUUUUUUUUCAAUGUAAGCUAGCCUCCUGCAUGACAGAGGUUGAAAAUUGUCUGCACUUGAGUUCACUUGGGUUUACAUUUGAAAUGCGCAUGUUUUAUUUAUAAAAAUUUCAAUAAAGCUAUUCAACGCCUUA
Messenger RNA from Ahaetulla prasina, 6367 nucleotides. RefSeq names its product ubiquitin specific peptidase 15 (gene USP15). The record is from RefSeq and is a predicted model, not a curated record. The transcript has 16 exons. Gene Ontology annotation, biological process: protein deubiquitination. Bases 2538 to 4715 code for a protein of 725 amino acids. Gene Ontology annotation, molecular function: cysteine-type deubiquitinase activity. Lineage: Eukaryota; Metazoa; Chordata; Lepidosauria; Squamata; Colubridae.